GUUAUGCAACCAGGAGCUGAACUGUGACCAAAACCUCUGCUGCAAAUCACAGGAGCUGCUCUCUCAGGCUCAGUGUGUUGUAUUCUUGCCUGGCUGUGUCCACAUGACAUUAUUUACUCAUCGCACUGGACAGGAAGUGGGACUUAGCUGUGAAAUGUGCAGGACCAUAAUUGACGACUAUUUGAGCAAACAGCACAGCUUAUCCUAAAAAUAAAGGUGAUAACGUUACCGCAGCCACGACAAUGCACUUGUCCUUACUUUGCCUCGCCAAGCCUGUUCUUCAUGGAUACUUCAGAAGCUCCUGCUCCUGGAGGGUUCGCAUCGCUUUUGCUCUUAAAGGAAUUGAGUAUGACCAAGUUCCAGUCAAUCUAAUCAAGGAUGGAGGUCAGCAGCUCACUGAACAGUACAAAGCAUUAAACCCAAUGCAACAAGUGCCUGCAGUGGAAAUUGAUGGCAUCACCCUUUCUCAGUCACUGGCAGUGAUCCAGUACAUAGAUGAGACCAGGCCGGGACCUCGGCUCCUUCCAGCAGACCCGAAGAAACGUGCCCAGGUUCGGAUGAUAAGUGACCUCAUCGCCUCUGGGAUACAGCCUCUACAGAAUUUGUACGUGAUCCAGAAAAUAGGAGCAGAGAAGUUGCAGUGGGCUCAGCACUUCAUCGAUCGUGGUUUCCAAGCUCUUGAGCCCAUUCUGAAGCAAACAGCAGGAAAAUACUGUGUAGGAGAUGAGAUAUCCAUGGCAGACAUCUGUUUGGUCCCACAAGUCUUCAACGCAGAGAGGUUCAAAGUGGAUGUCGGGCAGUAUCCAACUAUCAAAAGGUUAAAUCAAACCUUAGUUGAGAUUGAAGCUUUCAAAGUGAGCCACCCAUCCUGCCAACCAGACACACCUGCUGAUCUGCGAGCAUGAAACAGCAGCUUGGCUGCUACUCACACAGUCAUGUAAAUUUAUACAUUAUUAAAUAAAAUGAAAAAAAUAA
Messenger RNA from Lates calcarifer (barramundi perch), 975 nucleotides. It is a transcript of the gene gstz1, whose product is annotated as glutathione S-transferase zeta 1. Gene Ontology annotation, biological process: glutathione metabolic process; L-phenylalanine catabolic process. Bases 243 to 905 code for a protein of 220 amino acids. The record is from RefSeq and is a predicted model, not a curated record. Gene Ontology annotation, molecular function: maleylacetoacetate isomerase activity; glutathione transferase activity. The transcript has 9 exons. NCBI's taxonomy places the organism in Eukaryota, Metazoa, Chordata, Actinopteri, Centropomidae. Gene Ontology annotation, cellular component: cytoplasm; mitochondrion.